Messenger RNA from Parus major (Great Tit), 4597 nucleotides. RefSeq names its product ubiquitin associated and SH3 domain containing A (gene UBASH3A). The coding region runs from base 1694 to 3565 and encodes 623 amino acids. The transcript has 14 exons. Gene Ontology annotation, molecular function: protein binding. Gene Ontology annotation, cellular component: cytoplasm. Gene Ontology annotation, biological process: negative regulation of T cell receptor signaling pathway. NCBI's taxonomy places the organism in Eukaryota, Metazoa, Chordata, Aves, Passeriformes, Paridae. The record is from RefSeq and is a predicted model, not a curated record.
GCAUAGCUACGGAAGGGGGGAGAUAAAAAUUCAGCACGCUGUUUAAUUAGCCUAAGAACACCAGGCAACAUUGUGGGAUUUGCAAACCUUCCCGCAAGCCCUUGGCAAAGGAGCCCCACGAAUGCCACGUGAGCGCUUGUUCAUCCUCUGUCAAAACCCUGAACACCAGGAGCUGUGGGUGGCAGAGAGCAUCAGCCCCAGGGCUUCAUCUCUUCAGCACACAAAGCUCACAGACUCACCUUGCUCCUCCUUCACUUGGUUUAGCUGUGUGCCUGCACAGGGUUUUUGAAAAAGCAGCGUCUCAUGUUGCUGAAGGAUCAACUCAGUUGUACUCCAGCAAUUAGAAAAUGGAAAUGUGCAUUCAGCUGCAAGGAAUGCUCAAGAGUAGUAAUAAUUUGGCUGUGCUGUUUUCACUUAGAAGAGAGAUUCCCCGCAGAGGGAAGGGUGGAGGGAAGAAGGAAAAGGAAGGAUGAUGCAAAAAGCCACAGGAGUGUAAAUUGAACAAGGCUUCCUCAAGAGAGGCAAGGGAGGAAGUGAGAGUUUUCCAUGAUAAAACCCACAUCCCUGGAAUAUGGCUGAGAUGAGAGAAGCUCUUCAGUCCCAUUUCUGUGCAUGAUGGAGAGUGGCACUUCCAAAGGAGAGGACACUACAUCAUGAUCCUGUUAACUUAAGCCAUGACAUCAAGAAUCCUUCAUCAUCUCUUGUGUCACUCUUUCAGAAGCCUUCCCUGGAAAUGGGGAUACUCUCCCCACCAGGCCUCAGAUAGUUCUGAUGGUUCUCCAAAUGUCUGGAGAACCAGCUCAAGCUGGCCAGGUGUCCCAAGGGGAAUUUCAGCCAAAGUGGGGAAAACAUGAAGGCUCAUUUCAGGUGACCAGCAGCUCAGAUGAUCCUUUCAGUCCAUGGGGUGAGGUGUCCCGUCCUCCAGAGAGAACACUGAUACCUGAGGACAGAAAAAACUCUCCAAAACCAAUUCACCCACUCUGGCCACGCUGGAAAGGCUGGGGACCAGCCAGGGCAGCUCUGCAAAGGCUCCCACAGUGUGACUGGCACCACUGGAAAGGACAAGUCCUUCUCCCUGCUUCCACCCUGAGCUGCUCCAAGCUCAGCCUCAGGUGUGGGGUCUAGAUGGGACAUUGGGUUUAAUCUUCCACUGUUUGGUUGCUCAUUGCCUUUGGAUGAGAAGAUCAAAGUAGGAGCCACACAUGAUAUGGGCAGGAGGACUUGGAAACUGAGCCCAAAAGGAAAGUUUUGGCCUCCAGACUAAGUUCCUACACGCUGUAGGACAGCCCCACUUGUUCCCCCCAGUGCAGUUGCAGCUCAGGUGGGUUUCUUGGCUUUCAGGAGACAGUUUAAAGUGAAAAGCUAAAAGGUUCCACCUCAGCCCCUUCAGCCAGCCCUCUCUGACUGUGGUGGUUACCUUUGGGCUCCUCAUCUUGUUCUGCCAGGGCAGAUAGGAAAAGCUUUUGCUUUUUCAGCCACCCUAUGACAAAAAUUCAGAGGCGUGGAUUCUAUGAAAACAGGAUGUCAGCCUUUUGUCAGAAAAGAUCACAAGGGGAGUGAGGUUUCUUUAUUUUAUUUUAUCCGCCUCUUUCUCUCUCUCUGUUUCAUUUUCUGACUCCCUCCUUCACAUCCUCCUCCCACCUCCCAGUUUCUGCCAGCGCUGAGCACGCGGAGAGAGGAGGACGUGGAGGAGAUGGCAGUGGCUGAGGCACAGCUGUACGCAAAGGUGUCCACCAAGCACCGGGGCAGGAGCACCUCUGCCCUCCUCCAGCCUCUCCUGGCCAAAGGAUUCCCGGCUCAUAUCGCGCAAAAGGCCUUGGUUGCUACUGGACAAAAGACAAUAGAAGAUGCAGUAAAAUGGUUGCAUUCCCACUGCAAUGACCCCUCCCUGGAUGACCCAAUCCCUCAGGAAUACGCCCUUUACUUGUGCCCCACGGGCCGCCUGCACAGCCGCCUGCAGGACUUCUGGCAGGAGAGCAAGCGCCAGUGCGGGAGGAACAGAGCCCACGAGGUUUUCCCCCACGUCACCCUCUGUGACUUCUUCACGUGUGAAGACCAGAAAGUGGAAUUACUGUAUGACAUCUUAAAGCAAGUUGGUGACAGCUUUUCCCAGAGCUUUCCACCAUCCAUUUCCCUAACACUACAUGCAUCUCCCAGCUACCUUGGCUUCUUCAUUGAUGACAUCCAGGGAAAUGUCCUCAAAGAGUUUGCUGUGGCAUUCUCAUCAGAGGCUUCAGCCCUGGCAGACUGCCACGUGAAGCCCUCCUUGAAGCAGUUCCACCUUACCUUGGCCCACAGGUUUUAUCCUCACCAUCAGAAGACUUUGGAAGAAUUGGCCAAAUGCAUUAACCCAGGGGAGCCUUGCCAGUGGGUGGCUGCUCUCUAUUCACGGGACAUGCGUUUUGUGCAUUACCAGAGGCUGAGGGCCCUCUUCCAGUACAAGCCCCAGAACAUUGACGAGCUCCUGAUCAACGCUGGGGAUUUGAUCUACGUGGACCCACGGCAGCAGAGCGACGCGAGCGAGGGCUGGGUGAUCGGCACCUCGCACCGCACCGGCUGCAGGGGCUUCCUCCCAGAGAACUACACCGAGAAAGCCCACGAGUCAGACACCUGGGUCAAGCACAGGGAAUAUGUUUUUAACACAGCUUUGAGACCCUUCACCAAAGCUGGAAAGGAACCCAAUGUAAAGCUGAAUGGGGAAGCCCAAAAUCUCAGCAUGUCAAGGAGUGUAACCAAUGUUCUUUCUCUUCAGAACGCCGCCCUGCGGAGAGCGGUGCUGGUGAUGCGCCACGGGGAAAGAGUGGAUCAGGUCUUUGGCAAAUCUUGGCUUCAGCAGUGCCUGACUGCAGAUGGGAAAUACUACAGAGCAGAUCUGAACUUCCCCUCCUCCCUGCCGAGGCAGAAAGACAGCAUGAAGCAGUUUGAAUGUGAUCCUCCAUUAUCUUGCUGUGGCAUUUUCCAGUCAAGGCUUAUAGGGGAAGCUCUGCUGGACCAGGAGGUGACAGUCAGCUACGUGUACUCGUCCCCUGCCCUGUGCUGCGUGCAGACAGCUCAGCACAUACUGCAGGGGCUUAAAUUAAAUCAAAAAGUCAAAAUCAGGGUGGAACCAGGACUGUUUGAAUGGACCAAGUGGGAAGCAAGCAGAGCAAUCCCUAACUUCAUGACUGUGGCAGAACUGGUGGAGGCAUCUUAUGACAUAGAUACAAGUUACAGGGGUAACUUCCCACUCUCUUCUCUGGUGCCAUCAGAAAGUUAUGAAGACUAUGUCAGCAGAAGCUCUGCGGUUAUAAAACAGAUCAUCAGUGACUGCCCCAGCAAAGGCAUCAUCCUCAUGGUGGGCCACGGCUCCUCCUUGGCAUCUCUAACCCGAGCGCUCACAGGGCUCCCCAGCAGAGACAGCAGAGACUUUGCCCAGAUGCUGAGGAAGAUCCCUUCCCUGGGCAUGUGUUUCUGCGAAGAACAGAAAGAGCAGAACAAAUGGAAGAUGGCCAACCCACCAGUGAAGACAUUAACUCAUGGAGCAAAUGCAGCAUUUAACUGGAGAAAUACUGUCAUGGAAGAUUAAAAGGUCAUCACUGCCUUUGCAGUUGUCAAAAAGGAGCCAAAGGCAGGUUAUGGUUCAUCACAGGGCAGUGAUUCAUCCAGAAGACACACAGAGGGUGGGAAAUGCCCUCUCUGAGUUGUCAAAACACAGAAAAACACUUCCCAAGUUUGGUGCCUGGAUUUUGUUUUUAUUUUGGUGACUGCGAAGAAUGAACUCAUGAAACAGAAUUGAAGUGAGAAGUAACACUUCUGGUGGUGGUGAGGAAAGUACCUUUUAACUUUGCCUGAGUGUACAAAUGUUCAAUAAAUAGGGAUAUAACUACCUGAUAUUCCACUCCAAGAGGCACUGCAGUUAAACAACGUCCUGUUAUUGAGACCAAACUACAUCCAGCAAGAAUUCCCUUUUUGUUUUUUUCUCUUCUUCAGUCACUUGGAUAUUUUCAGACAACAGAAAAGCUGGGACUGAAAAAAAGUCAACUCCUACCCAAAGAGGGGACCAGCUCUUGCUAAAGCCACUGUGUUUCCUGUUCACUCCAUCAGUUCUGUGAGAGCAAAUACCACACUGACUCUGUGUUUACCUCUUCUACAAAGGGAGUCCAUUUUCUGUCACACAAGCUCCUCUUCCAGCAGUUCUCCAGCGAUGCAUAUUGCUGAAGGGUCUAAAGUAUUCCUUUUUGAAGGGAAAUCAACUGAUUGUUGUUUCUGGGACAAAGAAAGAUGCCCUGUGUUACUGUACUGGUGACAAAACUGACAUGAGCAACUUUAACCCUGAACCCUUCCAGAGAUGGCACUUGCCCCACAACAGCUUUGCUUUGUGCUGGUUUGUGCCAAAUUUGUUAAUGGUGACCUGAAAGGUUUCUGCAGCUCCUCUCUAGGCAGUGUGUUUAAUUAAGGGAACUUAAUUAAGCAGCCCUGAAAUUUUAUGCACAAACAGGAACAUGCCUUUCCACUGUGUGUUUUUUCUCCUGCUUUUCCUUUCUGGUUAUCAGAUAACUUCUUCCAGGAAAGUACAAUGUUUCUUUCAAUGAAAGGAAAAAUGAAAAUGUUUCUCUCA